Acanthosepion pharaonis is the source of this 1011-nucleotide messenger RNA. Lineage: Eukaryota; Metazoa; Mollusca; Cephalopoda; Sepiida; Sepiidae. The record is from the annotation of a GenBank genome assembly.
AUGCUAUCAAAUUCCCCUUGUUCAGUAAGCUUAGAACCGUACGCAGCUUUCCAAAUGCACGGACAUGCGCAUCUGCAUACCUUCGCCCCAAACCUCGCAACAGACGCUGCUAACUUCAUGGGAAACGGGACCCUGGGUAUUCUAACCACCAACGUCCCCAUUCCGGGCGUCGGUUGCAGCAAAACCGCUCAAACCCUGGGGUCGGGUAGUGGGCACACCUCUUUUUUCAUCGACGACAUCCUCGGCAAAAACAACAAGAAAAACAAUUCCACAUCAAAUAAUUCCGUCAACACUUGCAAUGGCGUUAGCAGCAGUAACAACAGCAAUUGUGUUAGCCAUAAUGACUGCGGAGGUCGCCAUUCGAACCCCGGCUCGCCUCCUCCUCCUCCUCCACACCAUCACCAUCAUCAUCAUCAUCCGACAAGGCCUACACCCUUUAACCCGGCCUUGGUUCAAACAACUCCCCCCUCUUCCAUUUGUAAACCGUUACCCAUCUACGACCACCCGGCUCUACUGCCUCCCCCAACAUACAUCAACAAUGCCAAUGUACACAGCUACCACCACCACCCGGCACAUACUCACCCACUAGGACAAAUAUAUACGUUACCUUAUGCAGCGAAACCGAUAGUUGAAUACCAUUUUAUAGACCGGCAGCAUUCUUUUACAAAAGUCUGUUCUAUCUAUCUAUCUAUCUAUCUAUCUAUCUAUCUAUCUAUCUAUCAGUUUGUUCAUAUCUAUUUCAGUCUGUUCUUCUAUCUAUCUAUUUCAGCCUUUUCAUUUUUUUCAUAUCUGUCUAUCUAUCUCAUUCUUCAUCCCUUCAGAGAAUCAAACCCUCCACCGCCACUAAACACCGCCACCAUGACAUCGCUAUCUUUACAAAGCCCAUUACACUCGCUACGCAACACUUUGCUUAACCGAUACAGCAAGAAUAACACCUUGUGCACACAAGCCUCCGCCCUGCCAAACGAUAUCUAUCUAUCUAUCUAUCUAUCUAUCUAUCUAUCUAUCUAA